Molecule: messenger RNA, 4800 nt
Organism: Ahaetulla prasina
Lineage: Eukaryota; Metazoa; Chordata; Lepidosauria; Squamata; Colubridae
Gene: IRAG2
Product: inositol 1,4,5-triphosphate receptor associated 2
Exons: 38
Coding region: 1-4191 (1396 amino acids)
Cellular component (GO): endoplasmic reticulum membrane
Source: RefSeq, a predicted model, not a curated record
AUGUCUUCCAAAGAUACGUGUGGGAAACGCCAUCAUCCUGUGGCCAGCCUUUGCAGGAAGCUCCAAGCUAUCAACAUGAUGGACCAAGCUUCAAAUCCCGCCUUGCAGAUUCCCAAAUUCCAAUCAAAAAACUUCGACAGUCCGCAGAGUAACACAAAGAAAAACCUGGAAGAAAUCCUGAAGAAAAGGACACUAAAAAGCAACAGUUCUCUGGACACCAACCUCUUUUUGCUAAGUCCUUCCAGCGACAACCUCUUCUCGCCAAACCCUGGUAUGGUGCAAACGCCCCGUCAUCGACGUAUUUCGGAUAUUCGCUCCGAGUCCUUUUCGCUGGGUGGGAAUAAAGAGAAGCUCAACAAAUCGUGGGUUUUGGUAAAUCAGAGAGGGAACGGUUCAUCCCAUCUCACUAAACAUGGAGAGUCAACCUCUGAUUAUCUUUGUGGCAACUCUAAUAUCGAGCCGAAGGUCACCUCACCUCUGGAAUGCAACUAUUUCACAUCGAGUCCUGAUUUAUUUAUCCAAGGACCAAAAUCCGUACAGCCCACUCUUCCUUCUCCUCCACCCAAAAGAUUCUCCUUCGGAUGGAAGAUGGCAAUGGACAACAGAGAAAAUGAAGACUCUGACAUAAGUCUGAUUUGUGAAGAAGACCUACUGACUACUAUGUUUUCUGCAUGCGAUGUGGAAAGAAGAGGCAAAGUGGCCGUUUCUAAAUUAGUUGACUUCCUGAGGAACACGACAAGUCGGAGUUCAGAAGACAGCGGCCUUGAAGAUUUGUGCAACAUGCUUGAUCCUGAUCAUAGGGAUAUCUCUAUGGACUUGGAGACCUACCAUGCCAUCAUGAAAGAAUGGAUUGAAGAUUGCAAAAGAAACUGGAAUGAGCUACCCACCAAGGAGGCAACCCCUGAAAAUAAUUUCUCAGCGAAAAGGUUGAACAUAACUUCUGGAAGCCUAGAAGCACUUGGCGGUGAUGUGUCAAGAGGAGAUUUAGAAACAUCUGAUUUGAUUACUUGCGUAGCUGAUCUUCAGUUCAACAACCAGAAACUUCAAGAGGAAAACGACCAGUUGAAGCUGGCACUGGAUGCCAUGGAAGAGACCAAUAAUAGACUGAUGGAAGAUGGCGGGGAGUUGCGGAAUCAGAUAAAAAGCUCCCAGCAGUCUGCAAGUCAAGUAAAAACUUUAAAAGAGGAAUUGGAAGAAGUGAAGAACAUUCUGGGUACCUCUGAAGAAAAGAGACAGUUGAUGGCAAUCCAGAAUAAACAGCUUGAAAAAGAGAAUCAGUCCCUCGUUCUUAAGAUUUCUUCCCUUCAAGAGGAGAACAUUAGAAAUGCUCUUGAUUCAGAUGGUCUCCAGAAGAAGAUUGAGGAGCUGUCCCAGAAUAUUAGCGAACUCCAAAUGCAAACACAUCUUUAUGAAAGCACUGUGAGAAGUAAAGACACAACACUCCUUAAGAAGGAGCAGGAUAUACAAGAACUAAAGUCUGCCUUGAAGGAAUACACGUCGGUGAUAGAGACUCUACGCGUAGAGAAAAAUAAAUUGUUGAACAACAUUCAGCAGAUGCAGCAAGAACUGAUCUCGAAUGGUAUCAACUUCCCCUUAAUCUACAAGUUCAACAGCAGCUUCCUGGAAGCAACCAAUUCAUUGCAGUGCGAACUGGAACUGGCCCAGGAAUCGUCAGAGAUCCCUGGAAUUGAGUGGACAGCGCUUGAUGAAUCAUUGGACAGAGAAGUUUUACUACUUCUUGAAGGGCCAGAGCGAGUAGGAGAAAAGUUCAAGGCCACCAUUCUGAACCUGGUAAAUGGAACAUGGUUCUUCUCACUUAUCAAUACUGCUACUUGUGUCCAGAUUAUAAAAGAAAAUAUAGCGUAUAAAUGUUCUCGAGAAGAACUUUCUCAAGUUGAAGAUUUAGCAGGGCUACCUUUGCUGAACCCAACAGACUGUGAAUUGGAUCUGCAAGAAACUUAUCAGAAGACCUUGGUGGACCUCAAGAAAACUCUGGAGAAUAAAAGAACCCAGUGGCUUCAGAAACUAAAUUUUUUGGAAGCUCAGAAGGAAUCCCUGGAUAAGGAGCUCAUUAAAAUGGCAGGAAACAUGCGGAGGAUGAGAACAGAACAGCUACAUUUAAAGAAAACGCUUUUGUCCAGACAACACGAGAUCCAAUCCACCAAACAGCUCAAAGAAGAUGCUUUGGCAGAAGCAGACGUCUUAAAAUUGAAACUGCAAGAGCUAACUGAACAAUUAGAGGAAGCUGGGAAGAGGGUUAAGGAUCGCGAGAGUGACUUUCACGCUGCCCACGAGGAAGUAGGGUCUUUACAGAAGAAGCUAGAAGAAAGCGUUGCCGAGCAAGGAAGCCUCCAGGGUAGAAAUACAGAUUUAACGCGGACUUGCCAACAGCUGGAACGGCAAGUUAAGGAACAAAGUACUGCUCUGGAGUCACUCAAGGAGAAGUAUUUAAAAAGACUGUUCUGUGGUGUACUUUGUCAGAGGUGUGCGUUCGAUCGUGAUGAGAGCCCAUCGUUCUGCUCUAACGUCAAUGAAGAGAUAAGAACAGAAGAGAAGGAAACCUGUUGCUAUCAAAGACUAGGAACCCAGCUCCCCUGGCCUUGGAGCACGUGCUGGUCCACACAAGAUAUUUUACUGCUAGAAGCAUUGUCACUUGAUUCUCUGCAACUGGUUCGAAGAAGCUCUCUGCCCAGGACUGUUGGAUAUUCUCAAAUAUUGUUGAUAUUGGGGAAACAACGCUUAAGAGAUGGAACCACCUCAGAUGUGAUAUUGGAUGAAUACAAGUGUAAUCACCAUUCAGUUGGUAACCAGACGGAUGCAGACCUGAUCUCCGGGAUAAAGAUGGACUCUCCCAAGGAGAGUGAAGCUGGCGCAUUAACAGACACCUCAUUCAGUGAACUAAUUUCAUCCGAAGAAACUUCCGUUUCUGCUGCAGAGGGCAUUAAAGAAUCACAAGAUGCGAACUCUACACUACUGGAACCUGAGGGGGAAACACACCUCUCUACUUUACCGUUGCAGCAAGUAACUGUUGCUUCAAAAGAGGAAGCUCUAGAAGAUGCCUCCAGCAACAAGACUGGUGAUUCGUCUUCAUGUCAGGAUCUGUCAAGCAGCGUCAGAUGCCAAAAGAACCAGGAUGUUGGCUCUCCCAACGAGAAAGAAGUGGAGGCAGAAUUUCUACGGCUGUCUCUUGGAUUCAAAUGUGACCUCUUUACUUUGGAGAAGAGAGUCAGGCUUGAAGAACGAUCUCGGGAUCUCGCGGAAGGGAGCCUGAGGAAAGAAAUUGCUGGCGCCUUGAAACUACUUGAUUCUUUAGCCUCUCUAAGUGAAGAUAACCAGGUGCAGGAGAUCGUUAAGAAGCUGCAGAAGAGUCUGGACCUACUAGAUCAGCACGCCACCAGAAUCGCUAGCAAAGCAGAAAUGCUGGGAGCUGUUCAUCAGGAAAGCCGGGUCAGUAAGGCAGUAGAAGUGAUGAUUCAGCACGUGGAAAACUUAAAGCGUACAUACGCAAGAGAGCACGCAGAACUGGAAGAGCUGAAGGAGCUAUUACUCCAGAAUGAGAAGUCCUUCAGCUCUAUGGGGGACCGAGAUGACUCUUCAAUUAAAAAACUCUCUGGUUCUCUCAAGCCAUCAUCACUACGCAGAGUUAGCACUGCAUCCUUGCCUAGGAACAGUAAUGGAAAUGCAGUCAUGAACGAAGCGGACGGAAACAACCGGAAUGAAAAAUUCAACAGGCGCUCAAGUUGGAGUCUAAGGGGAACCAAACAAGGAGAAAAACGGCCCUCGCUACAGCGCUUCAUCAGCUCAACUUCCUGGACAGAGUCGGAGGAAGAACAACUGGAAUUAGAGGCUGCUCUUCAGGAACCAGCGGCUCCAGAGAUCCAGGGAGGUAAAGCACGAAAGCUGAGCGAAAAGGAAAUCAACACGACUAAAUGGGGGCUACGCUCACUGUGUACGAAAGUGUCUUCUUGGGCCUCCACUUUUAGGACUUCUUUCUCCAGGAUUAGCAAAGCCCUCUGUGCGUCUGUCGUUGCAGUUGUGCUCUUUGCCGUCCUGAUCACUUUUGUCAUGGGAUUUUCCUUCCAUCAACCUGUGGAAGCCUCUUCUGAGGGCACCGGUACCGCUUGGACCUCAGUACAGAAAUUCUUAUGGCCAUACACACGUCUCCUCCACCAUGGACCACCACCUGUAUAAUUCAGCAGUAUUCAGAAUGGAUUUUUUUCCCUUCUACUGCAGGGUUUUCUCAGGCUUGGCAACUCUUAAGGUGGGUUGACUUCAACUUCCAGAAUUCCCCUGGCUGGCUGAGGAAUUCUGGGAGUUGAAGUCCACCCACCUUAGAGUUGCCAAGUUUUGGGGGAAGAAACCUCUUCUAGUGUCUGUUCAGCAUGUAGCCUUAAAUUGAAUAAUCUAGCAGGCGGAUUAAGCAAUUUAGGUUUAUCACAUUUUAAAUUUCUGACUGUAGAGAAAAUGCAAUUUUGACGCGUCAUCGAAUAUUUCUGUUAAUUCGGGACCAUGCCAUUCAGAAACAAGAUACGAUUCGUUCUUUUCAAAGUAGAGCUUCUGAAUGAUUGAAACUUCUUUUUUUUUUUAAUUUUUAUCCAUUUUUCUCUUCUCUCCCCUCCCAGCCCCCAAAUUUCACCAAAGAGUUUAUAGAAACAAAAUAUAUUUAAAAAAAAAAAUUUUUUUUUUCCAGGGCAUGUAGUCUAUCCAUAAAUGGCUUAUUUAUUUAUUUUUCUUUUUUAAAAAAGAUGUCCGAAAUGCAAUUUCUUCCACCUCAUUAUUGACUGGAGUGUCUUGAACUCA